Molecule: messenger RNA, 936 nt
Organism: Emericellopsis atlantica
Lineage: Eukaryota; Fungi; Ascomycota; Sordariomycetes; Hypocreales; Bionectriaceae
Product: family 32 glycosyltransferase
Exons: 4
Coding region: 1-936 (311 amino acids)
Biological process (GO): protein N-linked glycosylation
Cellular component (GO): mannan polymerase complex
Molecular function (GO): alpha-1,6-mannosyltransferase activity
Source: RefSeq, a predicted model, not a curated record
AUGCUUGUGCGCCGAAGAACCGAAUAUCCUCGUUCACGUCAACAGCAGCAGCGGCACCAACGGCGAUGCCAGCGACAGUUCCAGUCGAGAACUGCUUCGCCGAGGACUCCUCAACGCCUGGAUUGCUUAAUCCCACCGCAAAUAUGGCAAAUCAUGCUCCCUAAAUCCGGAUCAAGCGGUCCCAUUGAGCCUGGGAACCUGCAGGAUACGGCGUCUUGGUUGGCCCUUAAUCCAGAUUUCAACUAUACACUUGUUGGUGCGGAAGGCGCCCAAUUGCUCAUGCAGGAGAACACCCUUUACCACCCCCAAGCACAGAGAGCUUUUGAGGAGUUGCAGAAUGUGGGCAUGAAGUCUGAUCUACUACGCUAUAGUCUCCUCCAUACCCACGGUGGUGUCUAUACGGACACCGACACGGUGGCCAUCAAGGGAAUCAGGGAAUGGAUCCCUCCCUAUCUUCGAGAUCAAGUCCGGCUCGUCGUGGGUAUCGAAUUCGAUCGCCGUGAUGGCGGUAUGUGGGCUGAUAUCUCCCACUGGGUCCAAUUCUGUCAAUGGACAAUAGCCGCAGCCCCAGGUCACCCCGUUUUCGAGACCAUGGUGGCCCGCGUACUAAGCUCAGUGGCUGAGCUCACGAAUGGCACGGAUGGACAGAAAGCUGUGGCAGACCUUCACCCCUCGAGUUUCGAAGUUAUGAACUCGACUGGACCGGCAGCUUGGACCGACGUUGUCUUUGAGCAUCUGCAAGCCUUCGACCCAUCUCUGAACACAACGAAAGACCUCUCUUUCCUGAAGGAGCCGACACUAUUCGGUGAUAUCCUCGUCCUAACAAUUGACGGAUUUGGGAUGGGUCAGCCACAUUCGCAUAGCACGAAUGAUGGGAGUAUCCCGUCGGCGGCUUUGAUGCGUCACCUUUUCCGGGGCUCUUGGAGAGGGGACUAA